AUGUCGUCAUCGACCUUGCGAUUACUACCAUUGCAUGAAAAUCGAGAUUUUUAUGAACAUGUUCUCGAACUUCUCAAUGAUGAAUGGCCACAAUCGAAAACGAUUCGCAUGCGACGUUUAGAACGCUCUUGUAAUGAUUUACCGUUGUCUUAUAUUCUUCUCGGUGAUCAAAAUCAACUAAUUGGCUAUUGCUAUGUCGAUCGGAUGUUCAACGAGGAACAGAGCGUCAUUGUCGAAUCUGUUUGUAUUCAACGAAAUUUACGAGGACACGGUUACGGAAAAAUCUUGAUGAAAUUCUUAGAAGAUCAUCUUCGCGAGAGGAUGCCGAAAAUCGAAUGGAUUUAUUUAACAACAACUGACAAACGUCAUUUUUAUGAGAAAUGUGGAUACGAAGAAACCAGUGCACGUGUUCGAUUGAACAUUUCCAGCAAAUUAUUUAACGGGAACGAACAAGCAUUGAAAAAUCUAUUAGCUAGUCAACCAUCAUCAAACACAGAUAGUCAUGUUAUCUUACAAAAAGGUUCAACGAUUCAACGGAUCCAAACUGUUUGGAUGAAAAAACAAAUCUAA
Molecule: messenger RNA, 570 nt
Organism: Adineta ricciae
Lineage: Eukaryota; Metazoa; Rotifera; Eurotatoria; Adinetida; Adinetidae
Source: the annotation of a GenBank genome assembly